AUGGAUCGAUCAUUAUCUCGCAAUAUUUGCGUGUGUGUCCGGGGAGGAAUGUUGGCCAGGAGGAGGAAAGCUUUCAUGAUCGAUCAUACACCGAUUCGUAAAUUCCUUUCCACAAGAACGCCUCUAAAGACUCAAGAAACCUUCGCAAAAGAUUCGGAAGCAUCCCCUUCCUCCCUCACAGAAGCUGAAUUUCUAUACCAACGGCCCAAUCGGAUUCGGCCUCCAAGUAAGAACACUUCGAACGUCUACCUGCAUCGAAUCCACUCCCUCCUCUAUCCACCACCCCCAUCGGAAAUAGCAGCAUUAGCAUACCGGAUACCCAACCUACCUAAAACUCUAGUCUCCCAACCAGAUUCAUUGAAAUGGGUCGAAAGGUGUUUGGUCUCUCCAAGCUUUUGGCAGGGUAUUGAAGAAGGGGAUGUGAGAAUUGAUGACUUGAAGAAAUCUAUCUCGAAAUGGGUCGUCAAUCGAUCGUCAGCUGGACAGUCUAAAGGUCCCCAACCAAUGUAUUUGCCCGGGAAAGUCACGGCAACAAUCGCACCCGAUCAGUCGAUGGACGCUAAUGUCAAAAUGCACCCCUUCGGUUCGAAAAGAAGGAGUGAACUGCGCGCCCAGCAGGCUGGUAUUGAUCCAGAUGUCGAUCUACUGGACCCAGAACCCAAUUGGAGAGACAACUACCCCAAAUUCACCAAUUUCCUCGACGAGGAAAAACUCCACAACGAGGAGCUGGCGACACUGGGCAAUAGCAUUCUCGGUAUGCUUGGAUCGGAGUGGCUGGACAGACGGUAUCCUUACCUUCCCACAAAAGCUUUUCAGGCCGCCCUGACCAUGUAUGUGGGACCUCGGACGUGCGCUGAUGUCGCAAGACUCUGGGGUGUUUCAUCAGGAACUGGACUCUCAAACUUGACGGUCGAAGGCAAACCAAAGAUCGAAAGUGCGGGAGUUUAUGCAGGAGGAAUCUUCGAUCUCGACGGAAAACCUAAAAACAAAGGUCAAAAGCAUAAGCAAGACGGUAGCAAGGGAGAAGAAGUCUCACAUCCUGGCCUUCUACGAUGGCGGCGGGCCGAUGCAUUCGCUAAAGAUAAAGAGAUCGGCUUGAGAGCGUCGGCGUUCAAACAAGGUGUCCUAUACGAAGAUGCGAUGGCCAGUGUUUCUAGGGCUUUUGUCGGGAUGGUCUACUCUUUACAUGGGAUGAAAGCUGCCAGACAAUUCGUUCGGGCAAACUGGUUCAGUCGCAGAGCGCAAGUAGGCGAUUUGCUGAAGUUUACCAAUCCAUUUCUGGUACUCAAGUAUACUUUGGCCAAGUAUCAUCGCGAGCCGCCUGUUGCAAGACUGUUACGUGAAAGUGGAAGCGCCUCAGCCACUGCGAUUUUCGUUGUUGGUUCUUACUCUGGAUCUCUGAAGUUGGGGGAAGCGUUUGGUACCUCGAAGAAAAUGGCUGAAUACCGAGCACACGAGGAUGCCCUACGCAGGAUUUACCUAUCGCCAGGGCUUGAGGACCAACCGCUCGGAUCGGACUUCCCGCCUCUACCGAGUGACACGUUGAUUGAAUCGGAGGGAUACGUGUAUCAAGCGCCCAGAACCCUGGCCGAUUUGGAGGUCGACGAGGGUAGUGCAGUCAACCGAUCCGGCCGUAUGGCUGACGAGUCUUUCGAGGAUAUCAUGUUGGCUUCUCGGCAAGAUAGCAUGGCUAAGUUUGAGAAAGCUUUGGCCUCCCGCUCCGCCUCAUCUGCCUAA
Puccinia triticina is the source of this 1737-nucleotide messenger RNA. RefSeq lists its product as uncharacterized. Gene Ontology annotation, cellular component: nucleus. Bases 1 to 1737 code for a protein of 578 amino acids. Gene Ontology annotation, molecular function: double-stranded RNA binding; ribonuclease III activity. The record is from RefSeq and is a predicted model, not a curated record. Lineage: Eukaryota; Fungi; Basidiomycota; Pucciniomycetes; Pucciniales; Pucciniaceae. The transcript has 4 exons. Gene Ontology annotation, biological process: primary miRNA processing; regulation of gene expression; rRNA processing.